Molecule: messenger RNA, 3937 nt
Organism: Chelonus insularis
Lineage: Eukaryota; Metazoa; Arthropoda; Insecta; Hymenoptera; Braconidae
Product: inactive dipeptidyl peptidase 10
Exons: 13
Coding region: 856-3408 (850 amino acids)
Biological process (GO): proteolysis
Cellular component (GO): plasma membrane
Molecular function (GO): dipeptidyl-peptidase activity; serine-type peptidase activity
Source: RefSeq, a predicted model, not a curated record
CAUCGUGUCGUAUGUCCGAAUCCCGUCAUCACGGGAUUCGAUCGGCUUUUCUUCUUCUAUCUAAAACAAGAUAUAACUUUCAAUAAUAUAUCACUGACACUGCAACAUACACUUAAUUAUGUGUGAAAUAAAAACAUUUGUUAAACUCACCAUAAUGUCCAUUUUGCCCAGUUGAACUCGAUACGUUGUAUUUCUAUCUGUCUAAUAAAUUUUUUUUAUCCUCGCGACGAUUCAUGUUUCAUUUAAGGUGAUCCUUUGUACAUACUGAGACUUGUGCUGCAGACAUUUGUGGUGAUGUAGACUCAAAAUGUGAGCAGUAUUAGGGUAUUUAUUAGCCCAACCUGUCAGACAGUUUAGUGAUAUUAUUACUAUUAUCAGAUAUUGUUAAUUAUUUAAAUAAUUAUUCAUAUUCGUAUUAUUAUUGCUUUUAUGAUGAUAUUGUUAAAGUGAUAUUUACCAUUAAUUAGUAAGAAUCCGCUUAAUAGUGAGAUAUUAAAGGUCCUCAAAAGUCAAUUAAAAAAUAAUAUCAAGUGAGAAAGUGAUAAAAGAAGGAUAAGGUCGGACACGCGAGCACGCAGCAAGCGGGUGGAUUUGGAAGAAGGAGGAAGUCAUGCCGCCCGGGCGAGCUUGCCUCGAUUCCCUCAGGAUCACUGCGCUCAUUCUAAAUCCUCGUCAUCAACGGCUGAUGUUAAAUCGUCGUUUUGUCUGAAAGAAAAAAGAAGAGAGUUAAGUCUGCAAGUUGGGUUUUGACAAGAACGAGAGGUAUUUUAAGUGAGAAACUGGGAACCUGGAGGCCAACACACGUGGAGAAGCUGCUUGGAGUGGCUGUAGUAGAGGGUGGUGGAGAAACCCGAUAUGAACGCCAGCGUAAAUAUCGAAAGAAACUCCUGGCGGCUGCCUCCUGACGAGACCGUCCAGGUUGGCGAUCCGAGGGUUAAAUCAGAGGUCAAAGAGGACUUGUAUGGAGAUAGCGGCAAUAACUGGAGAAGUAUAAUAUUUUCAUUGCUGGUUAUUGGGUUCGUAAUUGCUGGGAUUGUGACUGCUAUUUAUCUUCUUGGAUAUGUCGAUGAGCUUUUGUAUUGGAGUGGUAGACGUCUUACAUUGGAAGAGUGCCUUCGAGAGGACCUCUCACCUCAUCGGUUGCCACCCGCUUGGGUAACUCAUGACAAAUUUGUUUAUCAAGCUGACGAUGGUUCAUUAGCACUUCUUGACACAUCAAAUAACUCUGUUUCAUUACUUGUAUCUAAUCAUACACUUAGACAAUUGAAUGUGCAAGGCUAUCAAUGUAGUUAUAAUCUACGUUAUGUGCUUUUUAAGCACGAUGUUAAACCAGUAUUUCGACACACUUUCACUGCUCUCUACACGGUUUAUGACGUCACAAAUGACCAUCAUACUCCUCUUCGUCUUCACGCCUCUUCACGAGUCCAGCCAACUCGUUUGCAAUAUACUGCAUGGUUGGGCAACACUACUUCACUAUUGAUGAUAUCCGAUAACAAUAUAUUCUUAAGAAUGUCGCCAUCGGCGCCAGAAGACAAGAGACUGACUGACACUGGAGUGCCUGGAAUUAUUUACAAUGGAGUCCCUGAUUGGUUGUAUCAAGAAGAAGUACUUCCGAAACCUGAGGCUUUGUGGCCAAGCCCCGACGGCAAACAACUACUUUAUGCGAGCUUUAAUGACACGAAAGUCACGUCUUUUGAAUUUCCUUGGUUUGGUAAUCCAUUGGGUCAGGAUGGCCCAAGCUCAAGUCCAGUAGGUGUUUCUAGGAAAGCAUCAUUUCCACCACUCAAAUCCGUGAGAUAUCCUAUUCCCGGAUCACCGAAUCCUGAAGUAGAAUUGUGGGUGAUAGAUUUCACCAACAUUAGUGAUGCUACUAACGAAUCUUUGGGUAUAAACUUUGAGAGAGUUCAAGUCAGACCACCGCUUAUACUUGAUGGCCAGGAUUAUUACUUAAUCUCAGCUGGGUGGGUGGGUGAAAGCUCGGAUCAAAUUAGUGUAGUAUGGAUGACAAGAUCACAAAAUUUAUCGGUAGUUUCCGCUUGUCGUGCACCCAAAUGGGAAUGCGAGGAAACUCAUUCAGAACGUGCUCCUGAAGGACAGUGGUUGGAUGCACAGCCACAUCCAGUGUUUGCACCAGAUGGUGAUAGUUUUCUUUUGCUGGCUGCUGUGCAGGAAGGUGGACAGGAACAUUUCACUCAUAUCAAGCAUGUUACUCUCACACAACAAAGGAUUGCCGUGUUGUCACAUGGCCGAUAUGAAGUCAUAGAGAUACUCGCCUGGGACUCAAGAGCACAUUUAGUUUAUUACCUUGGUACCAGAGAGCGAAAACCAGGACAGAAACAUUUGUAUGUGGUUAGAGAUCCUACGACAGAUGAUCCUCGACGACUGGAACCGUUAUGUAUCACUUGUGAUUUGGGUGAUGUACUUUGGAGUAGUCGGUUUUAUUACACCAAUUGUACUCACUUUGGAGCUUCGGUUAGUGUUUCUACUGAGACUAGGCAAGGUUAUUACAUACUCUAUUGUGAAGGGCCCGGGUUGCCACUUGCUGGAGUUCACUCAGUCACAACUCAUAAGAUGGUUCGAGUUCUCUACGACACUAGAAUCCAACAUGCUGACAGAUUAGCUCAAUUAGCUCUACCAACUCGGAAAAGUUUUGAGGUACCUUUACCGCAAGGGUGGAGAGCACAAGUCCAACUUCAACUGCCGCCAUCCUGGCGUGAAGAAUUGCGAGAUGCAGCAUUUCCAGUUCUCGUUGAAGUAAACGGUCGACCUGGUAGCGGAGCAGUCACCGAUAAAUUUCAAAUUGAUUGGGGAACAUACAUGUCCAGUCACAAUGACGUAGUAUAUGUGAGGCUGGAUGUGCGUGGAGCAAGAGGACAAGGGAAGCGUGCACUUUUUCAUAGGAUUGGUGGAGUAGAAGUGCAGGAUCAAUUGACCGUGCUGCAGUACCUAUUGGAUACUCUGAAGUAUCUAGAUGAAUCGAGGGUUGGUGUUUGGGGAUGGGGAUAUGGCGGAUACGUCACUGCCAUGGUAUUAGGCAGCCAACAGAAUGUUUUCAAAUGCGGCAUUGCAGUCAACCCCAUCGCAGACUGGUUGUACUACAAUUCAGCAUUCACGGAACGAGUAUUGGGAGCACCAAUCGAGAAUUACAAGGGAUAUGUUGAGGCAGAUUUAACUCAACGCGCAAGAUUAGUCCCAAGUCAUAGCCUCUACCUUGUUCAUGGUCUAGCUGACCUUACAGCGCCUUAUACACACGGUAUAGCCUUCGCUAAAGCUCUGUCCGAAGCUGGAGUUAUCUUUAGGUAUCAGAGCUAUGCGGAUGAGGAUCAUGCUCUAGCGGGUGUGAUCGAGCACGCUUAUCGUUCCAUGGAGGACUUCUUCGCUGAGUGUCUCUCCUUGGAUGCCUCCUAGUGCCUCAAGACGAUUUCUUGCUCGUCAUUAAUACUGCGUCUUCUGCUUAUAACCGAAAUAAGUCGGUCGUAAUUUAUCGUGUAUGUAUCGAAGCGUGAAAUAACAUGAGAGUAGAGAGUGAGUGAAUGAGUGAAAAUAUUCAAAAAUGUGAAUGUUAUAUUGAUGAAAAUCAAUUCUCAUUGUUAUUUGAGAAUUUACAUUACCUAAACAUUUCAGAUGAUUGUAUUAAUACGUUAUCGGGAUUCCCUAGGAUGUAUAGAUUGCUCAAAUGACUGAUUUAAUUAUACGUGCAAAAGUGAAAGAGUAGACAAUUUAAAAUAAUUAAAAACAAAAAGGCAGAUUAAUAAAUAAAUCUUAUUGAGCACUGCGAUGAUAAUUAAUUAAGUUUUACACGAUAAGAUGAAAAAAGUAAAAAUUGAAAUAAAAAAGAUAUUAAAUAAAAAUAAUUCAUAAAAAAAAGUUAAUGAAAAAAUAUCGCGUUUGUAUUAGCAAUAUCUUUAUAUAAUAAUGCAAUGUAUUAUUAAUUAUA